AUGGAAAUGUCUUCAAUCUCUCAUAUUAUUUGACAACUACAUUUUUUUUCUUUUUUUAUGUCAGAAGUAAUACAUUGAACGACUAACGAAAAAUAUUUCAAUUAAUCAUUGUUAAUACACACAAGAAUCAUGGUUGAAAGUGCAACCCUGUUAACACUACCAAGAAUGUGCGACUUGGCUCUGAAUACUCCAGAGGUUGGUGUGGUGAACUUCACCGUUCUCCAUUCCCUUCUGCAAGUAAUGAUAAGUCAGUUGAAUCUAACAGACACUAAUGUGGAAUUUAGAGGAUUGGACAGUGAACGUAUUCAACAGUUCAUGUCUGCUUCAACUACCGGUAAUGCUCUGACUUUAACUGAAUAUACGAUAGGUGGACCAGACCAUUCUGAAGGUGAGGACGUGGAGGAAAAACAAAAUAAGCCCAGAAUGACUAGUGCAGAAAAAGGGUCAAAAGAUGAAUCUCAUAAAGAAAAACCUGGUGAGUCACCUAAGCAUUCAGGAAAAAGUAGUUCGGAGGCAAAAGAUGAAACCCAUCACAAGUCUAAAAAGGUUAUGGCGGCUAAAAGAAAAGAAUCACUCACCACCAAUGAAAAUGAUCGCUCUACUGUCAUUCUCGUCGAAAAUUCGAAGAGUCCGAAUAAUUCUGGGACUAAUUUCACAGUCACUGUUACAAAAGAUCAUUUUCAACAGUUGGAAGACAAAUUAAUUGAAAUAGAAGAACGAAUGAGGGAACUGGAAGCCCUGCCAGGAAACGAAAAAAUAAUACAUGCUCUUGCGUGAGUUCAAACAUUAUAGCUAUUCAU
Molecule: messenger RNA, 800 nt
Organism: Leptinotarsa decemlineata (Colorado potato beetle)
Lineage: Eukaryota; Metazoa; Arthropoda; Insecta; Coleoptera; Chrysomelidae
Source: RefSeq, a predicted model, not a curated record